This is a messenger RNA of Bicyclus anynana (squinting bush brown), 4061 nucleotides long. It is a transcript of the gene fu, whose product is annotated as serine/threonine-protein kinase fused. Gene Ontology annotation, molecular function: protein kinase activity; ATP binding. The record is from RefSeq and is a predicted model, not a curated record. NCBI's taxonomy places the organism in Eukaryota, Metazoa, Arthropoda, Insecta, Lepidoptera, Nymphalidae. Bases 142 to 2694 code for a protein of 850 amino acids. The transcript is spliced from 11 exons. Gene Ontology annotation, cellular component: cytoplasm. Gene Ontology annotation, biological process: protein phosphorylation.
UCAAACGUCAAAUCGUGAAUUUGUUUUGUUGUUGUUUAUUUUCACUUUUUCAGUGUGUUUUAUUUUUUACUUUAUCUGCUGUUAAAGUGAUAAUCUAUUAUGAAUUCAUAACUUAAAUAUCUUUCGACAGCAUAGCGCAGUAUGGAUAAUUAUAUUGUAAUAUCUUUUGUCGGCGAGGGAUCGUUUGGGCGAGUUUUUAAAGCGAAACAUAAGGACACCGACGCUAUUGUUGCUCUAAAAGUUAUCAGGAAGAAAGGGCGAUCAUCUAAAGACUUGAAAAAUUUGAGACAGGAAUGUGAUAUACAACGGCAGCUCAACCAUCCAAAUGUAAUUCGUAUGAUCGAUAGCUUUGAUACAGAAUCUGAAUUGGUUGUUGUAACAGAGUAUGCUGAGAAGGAGUUGCAUAGUAUUCUGGCUAAAGAAGGAUGUUUGAAUGAAGAAAAUGUAAAGAAAAUUACUUGGGACUUAGUGUCUGCUUUAUACUACUUGCAUUCUCAUAGGGUCUUACAUAGAGACCUGAAGCCACAAAAUGUUCUGUUAGAUGGCACAGGACGGGCCAAAUUGUGUGACUUUGGCCUGGCUAGAAUAAUGACUAACACUACACACAUACUCACAUCUAUCAAAGGUACUCCUUUGUAUAUGGCACCUGAACUUAUAGAUGAGAAGCCAUAUGAUCAUCAGGCAGAUUUAUGGUCACUUGGCUGCAUAGUGUAUGAACUUAUGGCUGGUCAGCCACCAUUUUGUACAAUGUCCAUAUGGCAACUUGUUAGAAUGAUUCGGCACAAACCAGUUCAAUGGCCUAGUUUUAUAAGCCCUGAUGCUAGAUCAUUUUUACAGGGUUUGUUACACAAGGAUCCAGAUAAAAGAAUGGCUUGGCCUGAAAUAUUGCAGCAUCCGUUUGUAGCGGGACAUGUGCUUAUACUGCCUGAGGAUAAACAGAGUGAUUCUCCAUUCACAAAGCCUUUGUCCUCUAGUCAACAAGAAGCAAAAUUUUUACAGACUGAAAAAAUGAUCAAGAAUCCCAAAGCCCUCAAAACUGAAAGUGAAUUAAAGACUGAAACCAGAGAGCAUGAUUUAAGAAACGUUCGAGGUGUCAUGCAAGCUAUGGAAUGUGUUCCAAUCUCAGAUGACGAUAGUGUCAGAGCAACCAGUGCUUUCAGUGUCCGAGAAAGUCUUAAAACAGACGAUGAAGACCAAUCGCAGCCCAUAACCGCAGCAAACGCUAAAUUACUGAGACAUGAGUUUAACGUCAUGAAUUCUAAUCUAGUUGUAUGUAAUCUCGAGAAAAAUAUGGCGCAAUUGAUGUCUGCCAACCAAAAACACGAGUUCAUAAAAAUGCACAAAAUAGAUGAAGAAAAGAAUGAUGUGCAUAAAGAAAACCUUGACAAGAAAGAGGCUCCAGUCGAUGCUACUGAUGAUAAAAAAGAUAUUGAUAUUAAACAAAAAUCAAAGCCACCAGAAACAGCGUCCCAAAGUUUGGAGAAUCCUAAAAGUUCAACAAAAUGCAGCAGUGAUAUUAGUUCAGGUCUAAGCAAAAGUGUACCACCGUCAUAUAAGCAAAAAAUACUCCAAUUCUCCAGAGAUAAACUGAGAUUUGGUAGCGGUGGAAACAGAUUAACCAGAAGUAUCAAACGUUCAUUCCAUUUUAGCAGGAGCUUAGACAAGAAUAAAACUGACACUCAAAGGCGUACUAGUGAGCCCACUAUAGAAAUAAAUAGUAUUACAGAAAAAAAGGUCCACUUGGAAAAUUCUAAAGAAGACAAAGAUGAAGAUAUUGAGAAAUGUGAAGUGAUUGAGGAAAUAUCAGAUGACAAAGAAAUUGCUGAUAAUGAUAGAAUUAUGAAAGUAGAAGAGAAAGCCGAAGUUAAGGAGCCAUCUUCCAUAGAGCUGGAGGAAUGGGAAGCCUUUCUAAAUUCUAAUAUCACAGAAGUAAUGGAAGGCGAUGUAGAAUCAUUGACACAGCUGAAUAUGGUAAGCAUGGUGGUGGGGGUAGUGGGCGUGGCCGCACGCAGUCCGCGAGGCGCGCGCGUGUGCGGCGCUGUGGCGGCGCUGCUCGCACUGCCCGCCCUGUCGCACUCGCUGCCGAGGCACACUCUGCUCAACAUACAGGACGUGUACCUGGAAGCGAAAGUUGUUUACAACUUCGUGGCGGCAAUAAACACUCUAAUGAAAGACAGCAAAGACGCCGACGAAGGAGCCGAGGACAGGAUCCAAGGAGUGAGUCGCAUGGUGGAGGUGUGCGCGUGGCUGUGCGUGCGCUCGUGUCGCGCCGUGCGGCAGUGCGCCACCGCUGUCAUUGCUUACAACGCACAGCCGGUCUUUACACACCUUUUGUCUUUGUAUUCAAGAACACCCCGAAUCACGCUAAACGUAGUUGGUAUUCUCAUAACCGUUCUCCAAGAUCUACCGGAACACGCGGACGUGGUAGAGAAAAUAUUGUUCGACGACGAGCGUUUCAACUUCUUGAGGCUUCUAGAACAAUCCAGCGACGCUCUGAAGAUGAGAGUGUGUAUACUCAUCAGUUUGCUCUGUACUUUCUCUUGUACUGCGUUCUCCGCUGCUAUGGAGUCCAAAUGGUCCAAACACGAGACUGAAUGUUUGGAAGCUCUGCAUACACAUUGUAACGUGGCCUUGAAUAGAGCGGCUCGAUUGGCUACUAAGGAGCUGAAUCAUAUGCCGUUUUAUUUAAGCUGAUUUUUUUAAAAUGUACCUAUAAUUUAGCAAGCGCCUCGCGGUUUCAUUCGCGUAGUUCCCGUUCCCGUGAAACACGGGAGAAAAAUAGCCUAUACUAUACUACAGCCUUUCUUGAUGAGUACUGUAUACCGACAAACAAAUUAGAAAUGAAGGUAGAAAACGCAUGUCAUUUUAUAAUUUAUUUUUUUAAAAAUAUGUAUGGUUUGCUUAUACAAUAUUAUACAAAUUAAAUUAACCAUAUCCAAUUGUUCUAAGCUUAUUAAUCAAACUUAUUUUCAUCAAUUUAAGAAUAAGUUAAUUAUAAUUAUUACUAGCGGACCCAGUCAAGCUUCGUUUUGACAUAAGUGCACUUAUUCUCUAUCCCUACUCUACCCUUCUAUACCUCUACCCUUACCCUACCCCUACCCUACCCCUAUCCUACCCCUACCCUACCCCUACCCUAGAUUAGAUAACCGGCCAUGUGCGAGUUGUACUCGCGCACGAAGGGUUGGCACUAUCUAUACUAAUAUUAUAAAGAGGUAAAGUUUGUGGUAUAGGCAUGAUGACAGUUUUUUAAAUUGUAUUUAAAAUAAAAGUACCUAUGCUAAUAGUAAAGCAAUUUUGUAACAGAGUAUUUGCGAUCAUUACUUUCGGAGGUCCCUGUAGCUUCGAAUGUAAGGAUCGCCAAGAUAAGGAUUUAAAGGGUCAUUUGCGGCAAUGCCACGAAUUAAUGACGUCAUCGAUCAUAGUGAUCGUUAGAUUUAUAUGGGCGUUCAAAUAAAAUUACAAAUAUUUUUGUUAUUCGUGUGCUUAUGUUUGUACUUCAUGUAAUGAAAAAUGUGUUUAAUAUAUGGAAACUAAAAAUAUUUGAAUUUUCAUCUAAUUACGAUAAAAGAUUUUUAAUAGAUUUUAAUAAUCUUGUUUAAAUUACAAACAUCCAAACAAUCUUUGUUAUAUAUGUAUAAAUUAGUUAAUAUUGACUUUAUUUACCCGAAUGUCUCAUAAACAUCAAUAUAUUCAAACCUAAUCAUCUUCCCUAUUGUAAGGGGUAAUCUCUGGAUAUAGGUACUAAACCAAUUUUGAAAAUUCUUUUACCGGGAACGGGAACCACGCGAGUGAAUCCGCUGGGCAUCUUACCGAUAAAAACGAAAAACAAAACACGUUUGUGCGGUGCAGCUAUACGCCUCGUGUUCAGACCGGACUCGAUGUUUGGUGCUAAAUACACAAGAAUAAAAUAUUUUAAUCAUUCAAUCAGUUCUUAUUUAGGAAGACUAAGGAAUAGUAAUUCAUUAUAAAUGUAAGAUUAUUGUAAAAAUAAUGAAUUUUAAAUUGUAUAUAAUGUGCCAUAUUUUAAAGAAAUCUCAAUAAAUACUCUUAUUUUAAUUGUA